AUGGACACCCUGCCGCCGGGCCCGUGGCGACGGCGGAGGCCGGAGGAGCUGCCGGUUCCGGGGGACGCGAGAUGCGGGGCCCGGAGGAGCGGGGCCUCCGGAGCCCGGCGGACCCCGCGGACUCGGGGUGCGGGUCGGGUGGCGCCCCGCGGUCUGCGCGCCGCUGCUCCCGAGGCGGGCCUCCGCGUGCGGGCGCUGGGCUGGGUGUGGUGGGGCUGCCGGGCGAGCAGACACACCCGAUUGAGCACUUUGACCGAGGGAGCAGGGUCAGAAGCGGUUGUGCAGGAGAUUGGAAGCGGCCGGGCCGGCGCUGGGCUGCCCCCCGGUGACGGUGAGCACCCCCAUGUCCUGGAGCGGCGAGGGGCCGCCAGACGGCGGCCAGUGGCGGCCACGCGCGGGGACGCCUCAGAACGGUGGAAGGAGCCCGGCCCAGCCCUGCCCGAGGUGUGCUGCGGGAGACUCUGUGGGUUCCUGAACCAGCCACGGCCGGCCUGGGAUACAGAUCCGUCGUGUUUGCCUGGAGAAACACGGCCCCGUUGUGAACGUGCGCCCGGGCACACGCGUGUGCCCCGCCUGCACCGCUGUUCCCACAGUGGACCCGGGGUGGUGACCUUGGAUCAGAGAGAAGCAGGGGUGCACCGGGGAGUCUGCGGGGCCCCAACAGGAAACUGGCGUGUGACCGACGGCUGCAGUGAGAGCCGCCCCUGUCCUUGUGGGACGGGGCCUUCCGCCCUCCCCCAGGCCCCGUCCGGUGCCCGCGGCCGCCAUCGCCGACGACCUCCUCCGUGGGCGGUUGCACGGCCUGGCCACGGCGCUUCCUGGCUCCCAUCAGCUCAGCCCGCUGGGCACAGGGUCCACGGUGGCCGAGUGGGACGUGGAGGGCGCACUGUCCUUUGCAAAUUCUAACCUGUUCAACGAAACCUAACGGGGCCGCAAAAGGUCUGUAAAGCAAUCAAAUGAAGGUACGUGGGGUGGGGGUGGGGGCGUCAUCAGGCAAAAAACGGAAGGGAGAACAGAUUUCCCUUGCAGUUGGGGUGGAGGUGCUGUGUCCCGGCCCCAGUUUUCCGAGUGGCGUCUGGUCUCUGUCACUCUAGCGCCCCGGCUCACCAGCAGGACACUUCAGGGUUCACUGGGUGUGCGUGGCGCUCAGCUGCCUGAUUGUUCUCAGCUUGGCUCCCCACCUCUGCUCUGCUCCGUGUCGUGGAGCCUGCGUUUCCAGACUCCUCGGCUUCUGGUUUCUGACCCUGGACAUGGGUGUGGGAGAGGGUGGGGUACAAGCCAGGGCACCUCUGUCCCCCCACCCCCAAGGCAGCCUCUCAGCCCUUCGCUCUGGGAUGCCAGCUCCCAAGGCGGGCACGGGCUCCUGGGCUCCGUGCUCGUGCCGCUGCUCCCGGGCCCCUCGCCUGGGCCGCUGGGCUGUCUGCAUGGGGGGGCGGGGGGUUGCUUGCCUUGCCUUCCCCGCGGGGCUUUUCCGCUCUUCUGUGGGCGGUUGAAGCCACAUUAAAUUCCCAGUGUGAAAUACCUGCGUUCGUUUCUGAACUGGCCCCACCCGGGCUAACUGCCUAAGGAGCAGACCAGCCCUCUUGGAGGAAAAAACGAUUGCAGUUUUAAAAGUGGGCCUCUGGGUCUUUGCUGCCCACCCCCAGGUUCAGGGCGUGCUUCAUCGAGCGCGGGUAGAGUCUGCCCCCGCUCUGGCUCACCGGGGCCACGGGAUGAGCCCGGGCAUUAAACUGAAAGAGUCGGGCCUGUCACUGGUGGCGUUUGUUCUGUUCUCUGGGGUGAACUGGGUUUUAACACUUAAACUGGUAGCAUAUUGCUACAUAGAAGCCGAUGUGCAAAACGGGAUGUUUUGGUUUUAAGGAUCCCCCCGCACAAGUCGAUUUCAGAUAACAGCCCUGUUGGUUAGUGCUGAGAGCAGGUACUGGGGAAGUAGACCUAAUAAGCCUCUGCUGGUCCUACGCUGACACGGUGACUGAUAGUGUGACAGUGGGGGGGAGUAGGGGGCAGGCGGGGCGGAGCAGAAAUAGAGUGCAGCGCCUGGGGCGUGUGGUCCAGCCUGUGGUCUGUGGUCUGGCUUCCGGCAGGAGCAGCCCAGUGUGAUUAUUCUGAUUCUGAAUGGAUAUGCUUGUUUUCUUUGUACUUUUUAUCUCCAAAGGGGCGACCUUUAGAAUAUUUGUUUUAUUUUAUUUACCUGUCUGCCCUAUUGGUGAGUGCCUCAUCCAUCCGUAACAUCUCUAAAUAGUGCGCGGAAACAGGAAUGGGCCCAGGGCCUGGGGUGCAGAGGGCCUCCCUUCUCCUGGGCCUGUGUUGCGGCGGGAGGAUGGCUGUGGCCACGCUUGGCGGUCCAGGCACCCAGCCGGGGACAAGGCCGAGAUGAAACUGUAACGUUCUGACACCGAGGAAGGAAGAUCGACGAGCAGCCGUUUGCUCUUUGUGUCCCGUCUCAGCACCAGCCAGCUCUGGUCAGUCCUGUAUUCUUAUAUCCCGAGAGGAGAAAACACAAUCAGGGACAUCUUAACCACACGGAGAACUAUUAGAAGGUGCAAGCGAGAAGGUUCCGGUCUGGGGCUGAGCCGUCCGCGUGCCAGCGAGCGUCGUGUCCUGACGGACGUGGGCGCCCCCUGUUCACACUGCUGCCCGGUGUCCUCUCGUUGCGGUGACCCCGUGCCCGCCGCGCCAGAGCCAGGAGGACCCCGUGCCCCCCGAGGAGCCUUCCCACUGCCGUUACCUGCCGCCGCCUCCUUUCACACGUGUCCUUUGCAUCAUUUCAAAGUUAAAAAAAAAUUGGGUGCCGGAUUCCCUGUGAGGCCCGAGAGCCCCUGGCGUCGGGAGCCUCGCCCGGGCUCCGCCGACACACUUCCAGUGUGGCCGUGUCCGGGGCUGCUCGUGCUCCUUUUUUAGCUGAAAGACUUAUUUUUAUAUUUAAAAUGCUUUAUUAUCUUAAACUGAAUUUUAUUAAAUGCUGGUAUCCAAUCUGUUCCGUGUAAUUCCCCAACCAAAGUUAGCCGGCACAGGGCCUCUUUUAUAUUAAAGUGGAAUUUUCUCAUUUC
This is a messenger RNA of Hyaena hyaena (striped hyena), 3050 nucleotides long. RefSeq lists its product as uncharacterized. The coding region runs from base 1 to 906 and encodes 301 amino acids. The transcript is spliced from 8 exons. The record is from RefSeq and is a predicted model, not a curated record. Lineage: Eukaryota; Metazoa; Chordata; Mammalia; Carnivora; Hyaenidae.